AUGUCUUUAAUCACUGGUUCGAAAUUUCAAUGUUUGAACACAACUUGUUCACCAUUCGCUAAUAUCAUCACGUCGGCCAUUAUGAAGUGUCAAAUGGCUUGUUUAGCUCAAAUUUAUUGCAAAGCAGCCAGUUUUCAUCAAUCAACUGCUAAUUGCGAAUUAUUUACUGAUAUGUCAAAUGAAAUUGCAAAUAUGUUGGCUGAUACUGACAUUACUACUAUGGUUGUUAUUGCUGGAACACGAUAUCCACCUGAACCGACCACGACAACAUCAACAAAAAGUGCAACAACAAUAUCAACAACAUCAGUUACAACAACUAGAACAACAUCAACUGCAAUAUCAACUACAACAUCAACAACAUCAACUACAGCAACUACAACAAUAACUUCAUCAACUACUUCAACAACAACAACGUCAACUACAACAACAACAACAUCAACAUCAACUACAACAUCAACAUCAACUACAACAUCAACAACAUCAACUACAAUAUCAACUACAACAUCAACAACGUCAACCACAACAACAUCAACUACAAUAUCAACUACAACAUCAACAACAUCAACUACAAUAACUACAACAAUAACAUCAACAUCAACAUCAACAACAUCAACAACCACAUCAACAGCGUCAACCACAACAACAUCAACAACCACAACCACAACAUCAACAACAACAACAUCAUCAACCACAUCAACAACGUCAACUACAACAACAACAACUUCAACAACUACAACAACUACAACAUCAACAACAACAACAUCAACAACAACAACAUCAACAUCAACAACAACAUCAACAACAACAACCUCAAAAACAACGUCAACAUCAACCACGACAUCAACUACGACAACAACAACAACAACCAGUACAACAACUCCGUAUAUGUACGAUCCGUCCAGUCUCUGGAGAUUUGAUAAUAAUACUUUAGAUAGUAUUGGAAAUCUCAGUGGAGUAGCGAUCAAUUCGCCUAGCUAUGUAACACCUGGCAUUACCGGUAGUGGAUAUGCGUUGAGUCUUAUUCGUAAUAAUGUUCAAUACAUAACAAUAGCUACAUACCAGAAUUUCUCUUAUGUCAGUUUUACCGUGGAAAUGUGGUUUUAUCUUACUUCAUCAAACCCAAACAAUUAUGGACUCUUCUCUCAACUUGAUAACGGAACAACUGAUCAUGAAAUACUUUUUAUGAUUAACAAUGGUCACAUCUAUAUGAGUUUUUUUCAGGAUGAUGCUCCUGGUACAACUUCAGUGUCAACAAACACUUGGUAUCAUGCAGCUUUUGUCUAUGACUAUCCAUCACGAACACAAAUCGUGUAUUUGAAUGGAUAUCAAGAUGGCAUUCAUACAUCAGCUGGACCAUAUUUAGGCAUGGCUGGUGCAAUAACUAUUGGAAUGUAUAUUGAUUAUGCCAAUACACUUCAAUGUUUCAACGGCUAUAUAGAUCAAGUUUCGCUAACGAUGCGAAGUAAAACUGCUACGGAGAUUCUUGGCGAUGCUACAUUAACUACAUGGCAUUCAUUUGAUAGUACACCAUAUUUUGAUACAGGUCCACUUGGACUUAAUGUAAAAGCUGUUAAUAUUACUUCAGUAUCUGGUAGAGUGAAUCAAGCAAUAAGUUUCACUUCAAGUUCAUCUUAUUAUCAGGUAAAUGGAUUUGUCCUCCUGGGAAUUUCAAACAGCAGCUUUUCAAUUUCUCUCUGGGUUAAUCCAGCAACAAGAAAUGGAUCAACUCUUGUUCACCUUUCAACAACAACAAAUGGACAAGGAUGGUGUGUGGAUUUGAUGGGGUUUUCCUCUACUGGUCAAAUAAUAGUCACCGGUUGGUCUACUACAUAUCUGCAAGUGGUAGGCCCUAUUCUACCCACUAAUAUCUGGACGAAUGUCAUCAGCACUUAUUCAACAACAAAUGGUGUUCGAUUAUAUGUCAAUGGAACGUUAAUUGGUACCACAGGUCCAAUGAAUUAUCUUGCUUCACAAUUAGUAAACAUUCUAACGUUAGCCAACCCCCUGCAAGGCGUUAGUGGUGGUGGUGGAUGCACUUCAUUGUCUAUUGUUCCAAGUAUUUAUUUGGGCUAUUUAGACGAGUUUCGUGUGUAUUCUCGCGAAUUAAAUGGCACAGAUAUUCAUGCACUUGCAAAUCCUUAG
This is a messenger RNA of Adineta steineri, 2142 nucleotides long. Lineage: Eukaryota; Metazoa; Rotifera; Eurotatoria; Adinetida; Adinetidae. The record is from the annotation of a GenBank genome assembly.